CAAUUCCUCCCUCCCGCGGCGCGACCCUGAGGGCCGGUUUCCUCAAGGCGUUCCCGUCUGUGACAGCCCAUCAUGUCGCGCACAUGUCGUCUUGAGGGACGCUUUCUGGAGCCACGUGUUGUAUUUAGUUUGGCAGCAUACGGGUUAUAAGGGUUGGUUCUCCGCUCGGCUUAUAACAGGAUGUUUUCUGGUGCGUGUAAUUAUAACUGUUCUGUUAAUUAGCUGUUGCAGGGAGCUGAAGUGGAUUUAGCAGUACCCUCAGGCGAGCCUUCCUUUGCUUACUGGCAUUUGGUAGAGAUCUUGGUUGUUUAUGUGUUUUCUAAGUGACACGUAUUAAAUGCAGCAUGGUUAGGUAUGAUUCAAAAGUUGCAGCUGAAGAGUACACGUGGGUGUAGAUUUGUAGAUUGUGAUUUGGAGUCGUGGAGAAUUCGUGCGUUUUCCAGAAUGGGAGAAAGGACAGAUUGUACAAAGUCGCGUAGUUCACUGGCUGAAUACAGCCCAGUAAAUAAAUCAGACAGGACAGAUCCAAGUGACUGCUGUGAAAUGCAGGAUGGAAACCAAAAUACAAUGCAACUGAAGAAAGAAAUAUCUUUGAUAAAUGGGAUAAGCCUUAUAGUAGGCAACAUGAUUGGUUCAGGUAUCUUUGUCUCUCCCAAAGGAGUUCUCAUCUACAGCAAAUCUUACGGAUUGUCUCUAGUAAUUUGGGCAAUUGGAGGGAUUUUUUCAGUCUUUGGAGCUCUGUGCUAUGCUGAACUUGGAACCACUAUUACGAAGUCUGGAGCCAGCUAUGCAUAUAUCUUGGAAUCUUUCGGGAGCUUCAUCGCUUUUAUUCGUUUAUGGACCUCACUCCUAAUUGUUGAACCAACUAGCCAGGCAGUUAUUGCCAUCACCUUUGCUAACUACAUAGUUCAACCUUUCUUCCCUUCUUGUGAUCCUCCAUAUUUGGCUUGCCGUCUCAUAGCAGCUGCUUGUGAAUGUCUUCUAACAUUUAUAAACUGUGCCUACGUUAAAUGGGGAACACGAGUACAGGAUAUAUUUACUUAUGCUAAAGUUACUGCUCUUAUUGUGAUCAUCAUAACUGGACUUGUUAAAAUAUGCCAGGGACAUUCAUCGCACUUUGAGAACUCUUUUGAGGGAUCCUCUUUUGAUAUUGGAGACAUUUCCCUUGCACUCUACUCUGCCUUGUUCUCUUACUCUGGUUGGGAUACACUCAAUUUUGUAACAGAGGAAAUAAAAAACCCAGAAAGGAACCUGCCACUGGCUAUUGCAGUGUCUAUGCCAAUUGUGACUGUUAUCUACAUUAUGACCAAUAUAGCUUACUACACAGUUCUGGAUGUUGAAGCCGUUCUUUCCAGUGAUGCUGUGGCAGUGACAUUUGCUGACCAGGUAUUUGGUAUCUUCAGCUGGACAAUUCCCAUUGCUGUAGCCUUUUCUUGUUUUGGUGGACUUAAUGCUUCAAUUCUAGCAUCAUCAAGGCUGUUUUUUGUAGGAUCUCGAGAAGGUCACCUUCCUGAUCUGUUGUCUAUGAUACACAUAGGCAGGUUCACACCUGUGCCAGCACUGCUCUUCAAUUGUGUUAUGACUCUUAUAUACCUGGCUGUGGAAGAUGUCUUCAAGCUUAUUAAUUACUUCAGUUUCAGUUACUGGUUUUUUGUUGGUCUGUCCAUUGCUGGGCAAUUAUAUCUGCGUUGGAAAGAACCAGAUCGACCCAGGCCUCUUAAGCUGAGUGUGGCUUUCCCAAUAAUAUUCUGUAUAUGCACAGUAUUUCUGGUGGUAGUGCCACUCUAUAGUGAUACUAUAAAUUCGUUGAUUGGAAUUGCCAUUGCUUUAUCUGGAAUUCCAGUCUUUUUCUUGGGAGUCUAUUUACCUGCAUCAAGGAGACCUCGGUUUAUCAACAAGAUUUUAGGUGCAGUCACACGAAACGCGCAGCUGCUCUGUUACUGUGUUCUAACAGAGAUGGACCCAAGUGAAGAAAAGAAGUUAUAGAUCAAAUCCAACAAAUAUUUCAAAGCCAUUACAAGAAACAGAAGGGAGGCUAAAGCAAUUACGACAACAAAAGGGAAGAGGUGGGACUGGAAAAAAACAAAACAAACCAGAAAAACUGUUUCCAGUGAUCUUUCAGAAACACUGAAACUGUACUUCCUUGCAGUUGGAUUCCCACACAGAUCACACCCUCGCCUCACCCUUCUGAACUGUGGCAUGUUUCAGGGCAUGUUUUUUUUUUCUCAUUGGAUAUGGAUUACCUGCUCAGUUCAGGCACACAGGCUAUGUAUCAAUACUGAUCCUUUUCCAGAAUUGGUAUUCAAAUGAUUAGAGCUAAUAGAUCAAAUUAGAUUUUUGCAGAACCAGGUGGUGAAGUAAUGCAUUUGGUAAGUUAGACUGAAAACCACUUUGACUCAGAAGACCAAAAGCCGUUUCCAGUUUAAUUCUAUGGAUGCUUGCAUGAAAUUUGCUGUGCUCAGUUUUCAUCACAGAAGAUACCUGGUCACAACAAACUACCUUAUUAGUCACUAUAGCAGAAAAAUGAGCUAAAGUUGUGCUACAUUAUUUAAAGACUGAACCAACUUUCUCCCUUGAAGAUAAGUAUUUUAUUCCAUAUGCUAUGUGGAAGUGUGCCAAGUGUGGCAAGGACAUAAUCAAGAAAGCACCUUGGCACUAAAGAUUUGAUUAAAGGUUGAUGAUUCUUUCCUGUUAGCUUGUUAGCACAUGGUCAACUUCUGUUAGGCUUUAUGAAAAUUUCAAAAUUAAAAUGGUGUUUGAAGCUUGUAA
Molecule: messenger RNA, 2769 nt
Organism: Pezoporus occidentalis (night parrot)
Lineage: Eukaryota; Metazoa; Chordata; Aves; Psittaciformes; Psittacidae
Gene: SLC7A6
Product: solute carrier family 7 member 6
Exons: 10
Coding region: 355-1986 (543 amino acids)
Biological process (GO): amino acid transmembrane transport
Cellular component (GO): membrane
Molecular function (GO): L-amino acid transmembrane transporter activity
Source: RefSeq, a predicted model, not a curated record